Molecule: messenger RNA, 4605 nt
Organism: Lingula anatina
Lineage: Eukaryota; Metazoa; Brachiopoda; Lingulata; Lingulida; Lingulidae
Source: RefSeq, a predicted model, not a curated record
AUGUGUGUAUUGACCUGGGAGGUCAUUGUGUAUCUCAGUGAGCUGAUUCUAAUAAACACGUGUCCUGACAACAAGGCAGUUGUUAUAUGGUGUCUAGAAGCGGGAUUCUCAAUGGAAACCUUGAAACCACCUGCACACGUUAAUUUCCAGAGUGGAAAUGUGGCUACAAACUGGCGUAAAUGGGAGCAGCAAUUCAAGGUGUACUAUAAUGCAUGCGAAUUAGGAGAAAAGUCUGGCGCGACGCAAGUCGCCAUCUUGCUUCACACUGCAGGCCCGGAGGCGCAAGAUAUUUUUAACACGUUCACUUUUGAAGAUGACUCACAGAAACAAGAUGUAGACGCGGUCUUGACAAAAUUUAGACAGUACAGUGAGCCCAGGCGCAAUGUAGUUUUUGAGAGAUACCAAUUCUGGAGCCGAAGUCAGCAAGAAGGGGAAUCCGUAGACACGUGGAUAACGGAGCUGAGAAGGCAAAGCGACAAAUGUGAGUUUGGUGAACAAAAAGACUUGUUAAUCAGAGACAAACUCGUAUUUGGUGUAUUGGAUCCUAAAGUCAAAGAAAGAUUGCUAAGGGAAACCUCUCUUACGUUAGAAAAAGCGCUUGACAUUGCACGUGCAGCAGAAGUAAGCAGAGCGCAAAUGGCCGCCAUGACAGUCCCGGCAAGUUUACCUGAAGUCAAUGCUAUUAAGAGCAAACAGCGUAUCGCCAAAGUCACAUCUAAAUGCAAGUACUGUGGAACUUCACACCUUCCGAAACGAUGUCCAGCUUAUGGUAAGAAGUGCAAGAAAUGUUCGGGGUUAAAUCAUUUUGCCGUUGUUUGUCUGGGUGGAGGCUUCAGAAAGAAACCAUUAUCAUCAAAGAAGAUACACCAGCUAGACACGGAGGUUGUUGGCAGUGAUGAAGGUGAGAGGCUGUUCGUUGGCAGUCUCACAAGCAGCAAUUGUUCUACGCAGUAUUCUGAGACUCUGUAUAUUAACAAGAAGCCAGUGACAUUUAAGUUGGAUACUGGAGCUGAUGUCAAUGUGCUGCCAUGGGGUACCUAUAAGCAAGUAUGCCAGACACCUCUCCGUGUCACUAAAGCUGUUCUGACAGCAUUUGGAAAUGCUACAAUAAAACCAGUGGGUCAAGCACAGCUGUCAGUCUCAACCAAGCCCUCUCUUAUGCCUCAGCCAGCUACUUUCUAUGUGACUGAAGGAGAUUAUUCAGCCAUUCUUGGACGUCAGUUAUGUGCUUCACUAGGGCUUAUACAACGUGUACCUGUGAACAUAGUCCAGUCUACAAAUGUACCUUUGACCCAAGACAAGCUAUUGAGUGAGUAUGGUGACAAUUUUACUGGACUUGGACAAUAUAAGAGAGAAUAUGAUAUUGUUGUUGACCCAAGUGUUUCCCCAGUGGUGCAAGCUCCUCGUAAGAUACCCUUUGCUAAGCAUGACAAGUUGAAGGAGGCUCUCUCUCAGCUAGAAAAGCAAGAUGUCAUUGCAAGUGUUGACAAACCAACUGACUGGGUGAACAAUUUAGUGAUUACAGAGAAACGCAAUGGUAGCAUUAGGCUAUGUCUCGAUCCCAAGCCACUCAACCAGGCCAUAAAGCGUGAGAGAUAUGAGAUACCUACGCCAGCUGAUGUUCAGAGCCGACUAGCAGGUAAAUGCAUCUUCACAGUUGUUGACAUGAAGGAUAGUUACUGGCACGUGAAACUAUCUGAAGAAUCAUCAUAUCUUUGCACUUUCCACACCCCAUGGGGCCGAAAGAGAUUUAAGCGCAUGCCUUUCGGAAUAUCCUCUGCUAGUGAAGUGAUGCAGAAGCGUAAUGAGGAAGCGUUUGGUGACAUUCCAGGGGUGCACGUCAUAGCAGACGACAUGAUCAUUGCAGGUAGCAGUGAAGCAGAGCAUGAUAGUAUAGUUCAUAAGGUCAUGCAGCGAGCACGUGAACAGAAUGUCAAGUUCAACAAGGAUAAAAUCCAAUUCAAAGUGAAGUCAGUCAACUACAUGGGUCAUAUUGUAUCUGAAGAAGGACUUAAACCUGAUCCUGCCAAAGUCGAUGCAAUCAUUAACAUGCCCCAGCCAACAGACAGAGCUUCAAUGAUGCGUUUCUUGGGAAUGGUGAAAUAUCUGUCACCAUAUAUAGCCAAUGAGUCAAGCCUAACUGCUCCUCUCAGAUUGCUGCUGAAAGAGGAUAUUGAAUGGCAUUGGGGACCAGAGCAGGAUCAUGCUAUGCAGCAAGUAAAGGAAGCUCUAAGCAAGCAGCCCGUUCUGCAGUUUUAUGAUGUGACACAGCCAGUCACCAUUCAAACAGAUGCCUCUCAAGGUGGGUUGGGUUCAUGCUUACUCCAACGAAACAAACCUGUUGCAUAUGCCUCGAGAGCUCUUACUUCAGCAGAACAAAAUUAUUCUCAAAUAGAAAAGGAGCUUCUAGCUAUUUGUUUUGCCUGUGAAAAAUUCCACCAGUAUGUGUAUGGCAAAGAAGUGGAGAUUCACACUGAUCACCGCCCAUUGGAAAUUAUUCUGAAGAAGCCUAUCGUUAAGGCAUCUCCAAGACUGCAACGUAUGAUGUUACAGCUACAAAGAUACAACAUUUCUGUCCGAUACAUAAAAGGAAAGUACAUGCAUGUAGCUGAUACGCUUUCUAGAGCGUAUAUUCAGGAUGAGUCCAAGUGUGGUGCUCCAGAGGAUAUUGAAGUUAUGGUACACAGCCUAGUUACCAGUCUCCCUGCUUCUACAGACAAGCUGGAGGAGAUUAAAGCAGCCACUGCUGAUGAUUACACGUUACUAAGACUUCAGUCAGUUAUAAAACGCGGUUGGCCUGACAGGAAGUCUGAGCUGCCAGUGAACGUCCAGCCCUACUGGGAUGUAAGGGAUGAGUUACACAUAGCAGAAGGCCUCGUUCUUCUGGGAGAGCGCAUCGUAAUUCCCGCCAAGUUACGAUCAGACAUGUUGUCUCUAAUUCAUGAAAGCCACUUGGGUGCUGACAAAUGCAAAGCAAGGGCGAGAUCUUCACUAUACUGGCCAGGAAUGUCAGCGGACAUAGAAUUGAUAGUUGCCCAGUGCUCGGUGUGCAGUAAAUUUCGUCCAAGCAACGGAAAGGAGCCCUUGAUUCCGCACGCGAUACCACACAGGCCAUGGGAGAAAGUUGGAGCGGACAUUAUGACUUUGAAGGGUAAAGACUACCUGGUUGUGGUAGAUUAUUAUUCCAAAUACCCAGAGAUUUCUUACUUAGAGGACAAAACGGCCAAGACCGUGAUACUACACUUAAAGUCUAUAUUUGCUAGACAUGGAAUUCCUGAGACAAUUGUCUCUGACAAUAUGCCAUUUGGGAGUUAUGACUUUAAAAACUUCGCAAGAGAAUGGGGAAUAAACCAGGAUACCUCGAGUCCUCACUAUCCUCAGUCAAAUGGACAGAGCGAGAGAACAGUUCAGACUAUUAAGAAAAUCCUGAAGAAAGCCAUGAGUGAUGGAAGAGAUCCAUACAUUGCCUUGCUGGAGUAUCGUAAUACUCCAAUCUCAGGAAUGGAUUUUUCCCCAGCCCAGAUGCUAAUGAGCAGAGCUUUACGUUCUAAGAUUCCAACAGCUACCAAGCUACUUGAACCACAAGUAGUGUUUCCAAAGCAGCAGCUACAUAGACAACAGCAGAGGUACAAGAGAAUAUAUGACAGAAAAGCAAAGGAGUUGCCCGAGUUAACUCCAGGAGAAUCAGUCGGUCUUCAGUGCCAGGGAGAAUGGAAGCCCGCAUCAGUUGUAAAGAGGGACGCACAUCCUCGGUCUUAUGUAGUAAGCUACAAUGGUCAUUCAUUCAGGAGGAACAGAAGACACCUCAGAAAAGGGAACUUCAAAUUUUCCAAUGAUUUGCAGGAAAUACCUGAUCUCCAUGAAACAAGUAAACCCGAGUCACCAGUCAAUCAGGACUGUAAAUCUGAGUCGCCACUUAAAAAAUAUCAUCAAAAGAAACACCAGGAAAGCACUGAGAAAUCUGGAGUUCAAUGUGAGAAAUAUACCAGGUCCGGAAGGCUUAGUAAACCUCCAGAUAGGCUUAAUCUAUAAAUAAGGCAUGUGCUAGCAACCUCUGCCUUUUGUUUUGUUUUGUUUGUUUUGAUGACAUCUCAGUGCAUGUGUACUUUCAUGGUUCAUUAACCUAAACUGUGUUUAUGUUUCUGUGAAAAGUUACUAGUCUGGAGUUACAAAGUUGACAGUUUAUCAACAGAAGGAACAUUGACACUUAUAAUCAGUUAUUCCUUUGGGUGUUGUGUUUUGUAGACUAGUAAGUUAAACUUUGUGUGUGUUUUGAAAAGACUGUUUAUUGAAAGUUUGUUUAUUGAAAACUGAACAGUGACUUUAUGCAGCUUGUUUAUUGAAAACUUUGAACAGUGAUUUAUGCAGUUUGUUAAUGAAGUUAAUGUUUCACUGUUGCUCUUUAGUCAGGCACUGCUUUGAAUGGUUCACACAAGCCACUAUUUCUAACAAAGUUAAAGUUUAAAGUUAAAGUCUUGUACAGUGCCUGUUUCUUCAUAAAAGGGGAGAUGUCACAUAUUGUGCAGCGCGCCACCUAUAUGAUGUGUGUAUUGACCUGGGAGGUCAUUGUGUAUCUCAGUGAGCUGAUUCUAAUAAACACGUGUC